Molecule: messenger RNA, 1366 nt
Organism: Plutella xylostella (diamondback moth)
Lineage: Eukaryota; Metazoa; Arthropoda; Insecta; Lepidoptera; Plutellidae
Gene: tun
Product: N-terminal glutamine amidase tungus
Cellular component (GO): nucleus; cytosol
Molecular function (GO): protein-N-terminal glutamine amidohydrolase activity; protein-N-terminal asparagine amidohydrolase activity
Source: RefSeq, a predicted model, not a curated record
UUUAAUCUAGCGAUUCUGAACGGAACUAGUUGCUGUCAAAAAUGUCGGUCAACCCGCAGGUAGUGCAGUUGGGAAACAAUGAAAAUAAUAGAAAUGGUAAAAGGACAAUGAAACCUUUAUUCCAGAAAUCAUCUGAUUGUUCUUACGUAUCAUGUUAUUGUGAAGAGAAUGUGUGGAAACUAUGCGAGGAUGUAGCUCUGAGAAUCCCCGAUGAACUGGACAGUUGCUAUGUGGUUUUCAUUUCGAAUUCGUGCCGCACUGUGCCUCUGUGGAGACAAAGGGCAGGACGCGAGGAGGACCGACUAGUUAUAUGGGAUUACCAUGUUAUAUUUAUGUAUGCUUUUGACUGCAAGACAUGCCUUGUAUAUGAUUUAGAUUCAGAGUUGCCUUUUCCAACCUUUUUCCACAAGUAUGUGACUGAGACAUUGCGCACAGACCAAGUAUUGAAAUCUGAUUUUCACAGGUUCUUCCGUGUAGUGCCUGCUAAGGAAUUCCUGCAGCAAUUUGCAUCAGACCGACGCCACAUGAAGAGGCCUGACGGCUCCUGGAUAAAACCUCCCCCACCAUACCCUCCAAUCCGUUCAACAACUUCAUCCAACAACUUGGACGAGUAUAUCAACAUGGAUGCCGAGUCAGGCCCGGGUGAGGUGUUAGGCUUGACAGACUUUGUUAAGCGCUUCUACAAAAUAGACAAGUAGUACAAAUGAUCGCUAGAUAGCCCCAAUAUUAGUUAUAAAUUUUGUUGCCAUUUUGAUCUUGAUGAGGUGAACGUUUAGUUGUUUUAAUGAUUGUUAGACCAAAUUCAUUUUAUCUGUUUACCCUUGAGAGAUUUAAAAAAAUAAUAUAAUAUGCACAUAAGUAUAUAACUAUUGCCCUCGAUAACAUAACACAUGAAGUGAUUUUGCACAAUAAUAUUUUAAAAAUACGUAGGUAUGUUCUAUUUAUAUUUGUAAUAGUCACAUUUCUAUGUCGGUAUUUAACAAUAUAGAAUUGAAUUGUAUAUUUAAUUUGAUUGAUAUAUCUAUUUAUUAAAAUAAUUAUAACAAUAUUAAUUAUAUGAAAUAAUAAUAAUUAAAUAUAAAAUACUUGCAUAGAAACUGUGGCUAAAAUACUAAUUAAAGUAAAAAUUCUUCCUCUUUUAUGUCCUGCAAAGAAAUGAUAUUAGUUAGACUAAUUAUUAUAAAAAUAUAAUAUCACAUAGUAAGUAAUAUAUGAGAUUCUAAUAAUUUAAUCUAACCCUCUUCUUAUACCUAUAUACAUUACAAUAUAUUGAUAAAAGCUAGAUAGUUAUUUAAUUGAUGGUGAUAGUCUCUCGCUUGCGAGUUACCUCUGACUACCCCUUCGGGGAUUACAGUCGUGAGCAUAU